AUGUCUCUCAAUCUCGAAAAGCAGCUUCUCUUUUACGGUUCUUAUCAUCACAACCCCAUCAAUAUCGCUAUCCACAUCACCUGUGUUCCUCUGAUCUUGUUGACCGCCUUCCUCUUCUGCACCAACACCCCUGCUAUUCCUCUUCCCGAUGCCAUCACCAUCCCCAACUUGCCCGCCAAUCUAGGCACCAUCGUAGCCACGCUCUACUCAACUCUCUAUAUUCUCAUGGAACCUGUCGCUGGAGGAAUGCUGGCUCCCCUUCUUCUCUCCGCCACUGCUUACGCCAAUCACCUCACCUCAACCUACGGCAUGAUGGCCAAUUACUAUGCUAUCGGCCUGCACGUCUUUGCUUGGAUUGCUCAGUUCGUUGGUCAUGGUAUCUUCGAAGGUCGGGCUCCUGCCUUGCUCGACAACCUCGUCCAGGCUCUGUUCUUGGCUCCUUUCUUCGUCUGGCUGGAGAUCCUGUUCUUCCUUGGAUAUCGCCCCGAGCUUAAGGCUAGACUCGACCAAUCUGUCACCAAGGAGGUUGCCAAGUUCAAGGCUUCAAAGACUUCGAACGGCAAGGCCAAAGCCAACGAUACUGCCAACGGUGCAGCUCACUGA
Molecule: messenger RNA, 603 nt
Organism: Aureobasidium namibiae CBS 147.97
Lineage: Eukaryota; Fungi; Ascomycota; Dothideomycetes; Dothideales; Saccotheciaceae
Product: DUF962-domain-containing protein
Exons: 4
Coding region: 1-603 (200 amino acids)
Biological process (GO): sphingoid catabolic process
Cellular component (GO): endoplasmic reticulum
Source: RefSeq, a predicted model, not a curated record